AUGGCCACCCAUGUCGUCCCAAGCGUCGGCGCGCGAUUUAAGCUUCACGACAGCAUAGGCACCAUCAGAUAUGCUGGGCCGGUCGAUGAUACUACCGGAAUAUGGCUUGGAGUGGAAUGGGACGAUCCGAAGCGCGGUAAACACGAUGGCGUGAAGGACGGCAAACGAUACUUUAGCUGUCGAAUACCGAACUCGGGCUCUUUCAUCCGGCAGAGUGCAAAUAUCAACUACGGAAACUCAUUUCUUUCUGCCCUCUACGCGAAAUAUGUCGAGUUGCCGCGCGCCGCAUCUUCCCAGCUGGAGAAAGUCCUUCUGGGCUCUUCCAACGGAGCCAUCGAAGUUGAGGCAGUGGAUCUCGAUAAGAUCCGGGAGAAAUUCUCGCAUCUCGACCGACUGAGGGAGAUCAGCUUGGACAAUGAGCUUGUGGCACGCUUGGAUGAAGAUCCUGAGACAAUCCGCACAACCUGCCCCAGUGUCCGCGGUCUCGAUCUCUCUCAAAGCCUCAUCCCAGAAUGGAAUGUAAUCGCGUCGAUCUGUACUGGAAUGCCAAGUCUCCAAAGACUAGCACUCAAUCGUAACCGCCUUUCCAUCUGGACUGAUAUCCUAUCAGCGGACUGCGCGUUCCUCAAUCUGAUCGAAUUGCGGCUUAACGGAACUCUCACUACAUGGCAAGAGAUGCAGCAACUUGUUCGAUGCAUGCCUGUCCUGAAGGCAGUUGAACUAGGUUACAAUCUCAUCUCAGAUGUGUCCAAUGCCGAGGGGCAUCCUGCUCUGGAGACUGUCAAUCUGGACAGCAAUCAGCUCAAGCAGUGGACUCAGAUCUGUGACACCCUCUCAGCCUAUCCAUCGCUAGACCGUCUCGUAUUGACCACGAAUAGAAUUGAGGAGAUUCCACUUCCAGCACAAAGACGCCUGGCAAUCAGACACCUAUCUCUAUCCUACAAUCUUCUCAGCUCUUGGCGCAACAUUGACGCCCUCCCCCUUUGGUGCCCAGCACUCGAGAGUCUGACGUUAGCGGGCAACCCGCUGUUCAAUGAACCUGGACCAGCUCAGUUGGGAGUCCGUCACUUCGUCAUUGCGCGGAUUUCGUCUCUCGUGACUCUCGAUGCCGCCCACAUCUCCCCACAAGAACGCACAGACUGCGAGCUCAUGUAUCUAUCGCACAUUGCUCGGAGCACAUCCGACGCUGACAGGACCAGAUUGCAUCCGCGGUGGGACGAGCUUUGCCAGAAACACGGCCGACCGGAGGAACCCGACGUCGGACAGAAACAAGACAAGCUGAGCAAGCGUCUCGUGGACCCAGAGCUCGAACUGUUCAAGGGGUCACCAGACGAUCCCCCUGACGCAUCCGCAACAGUCAAACUUCGGGCGUUGCCGUCCAUGAGCCUCGGCGCCCUCAGAUCCAAGAUUCUCAAAACACUCAAGCACAGUCCAAAUCACACAAGAAUUACUCUUUGGCUGCGGAUGGACCACAAUUCAUUCACGCUACUCGAAAGCGAUCGCGAUUCACAGGAUUUGGCUUGGUUGGGGAUAGAGAACGGCUCUGUUCUGAGAUUUGUGAUCGAAUCAUAG
This is a messenger RNA of Mycena citricolor, 1572 nucleotides long. Lineage: Eukaryota; Fungi; Basidiomycota; Agaricomycetes; Agaricales; Mycenaceae. The record is from the annotation of a GenBank genome assembly.